CAUAGCAUGCGUUUGUUGGAAUUUGGUGUAAACUGGGUACGUGCUGGGUACAACAAAAAAUAUAUUUUGUGAAAGGUAUUAUUGCAAUAUCCUAAGCAUAUAAAGAAAAACUUUAAUAUCUUCGAGGAUGGGCGUGGAUGUAGAAACUAUUUCACCUGGCAACGGUAGUACAUACCCCAAAGCGGGUCAAACAGUGGUCGUACACUAUACGGGAACACUGCAGAAUGGCAAGAAAUUCGAUUCGUCUAGAGAUCGUGGUCAACCCUUUAAAUUUACCCUUGGUAAGGGCGAUGUCAUAAAGGGAUGGGAUCAGGGGAUUGCUAAGAUGUCUGUAGGUGAAAGAGCCACUCUGACAUGUUCACCUGACUUUGCUUAUGGAUCCAGAGGCCACCCUGGCGUCAUACCACCCAACGCUACACUUAUCUUUGAUGUGGAACUACUAAAAGUCGAAUAACUCUUGCCAUUUUAAUAUUUAAUGUUAUACUAAUGUUAGUUUCACAAAAUAUUAUUUCAAUGUUAACUAAACAGUAUUCUUAUUUUGGUUUGUGACUUAGUCUAUGGUAUAGUCUAUAAAUGUUGUCUAUGGUUCUGAUUUUUUAAUAAACUAAGGUUCAAAUGAGUACAAAUUACACAGCAACUGAGAUUAUUUAAAUGUCUAGAUUGCAUUAUAUUAUAGUGUUUUGCAUAAAAGUUUGGUUAAAUCAUUUAUAUGAUUUGAAGAUAGUUUUGUCCCCAUAGUAUAGUACUAUAAGUACUUAAAUGCAUAUAUAGAUAACUAGUUAGUGUUGUAAAAUGCUCAAAAGUGCUAUAUGUGUGCUCAUCACUGCUAAUUUAGUGAUGGUAAUACCAAAAUCUUACAUAAGUUCAGGAACUUAUAUUCAGACAUUAGUCUUUUUUGAGUUGGUUUAUUUUGAACACGAUGUCCAGACAUUUGAAUAACCUAAGUGCUGCAAGAAUAAAGUAUAAAAAGUAUUAUGAAUUCUGAGGUUUGGCCAAUUGGUAUGAAGAUAAAGUUCUAUUAAAUUAUCAAAAUUAUCUACUACUGACUGCUAUAAUUUUUUAUUGCAGAAAACCAUCAUAAACAGACUUGUUAUUUUUUAUUUUUUUUAUUAUUAAUUACAUAUAUACUAAAACUACCAUAGAUAAUGAUACUAUGUAUGAUUUAUCUGGAGGCAUUUAAUUUAUAUAGAAUCUCUUUUAUUUUAUUCCAUCUGAAAAAUAUGUGAGGAAUUUGGGAUGCAUAAGAUAAUACGAACUAAUACAAAUUGGUUCCUAAUAUUGUUAAAGCUUUGUACCUUACCAAUAUGUUAUAAUAAAAGUUUUUUAAUAAA
This is a messenger RNA of Colias croceus (clouded yellow), 1331 nucleotides long. RefSeq names its product peptidyl-prolyl cis-trans isomerase Fkbp12-like. NCBI's taxonomy places the organism in Eukaryota, Metazoa, Arthropoda, Insecta, Lepidoptera, Pieridae. Gene Ontology annotation, molecular function: peptidyl-prolyl cis-trans isomerase activity. The record is from RefSeq and is a predicted model, not a curated record. The transcript is spliced from 3 exons. The coding region runs from base 128 to 454 and encodes 108 amino acids.